This is a messenger RNA of Cryptosporidium muris RN66, 963 nucleotides long. RefSeq lists its product as uncharacterized. Bases 1 to 963 code for a protein of 320 amino acids. The transcript has a single exon. Lineage: Eukaryota; Apicomplexa; Conoidasida; Eucoccidiorida; Cryptosporidiidae. The record is from RefSeq and is a predicted model, not a curated record.
AUGCCAGGAGAAUUAGUUGAUCGCCUACAGAGAGUAAGGGCUCAGGUAGAUGAUAAUGCUGUACAUUACGUGGGAGGUGGAAAGGCUUCGCGUGCAGAUGCAAGAAACUCAGUCUUUAAAUUAAAAUAUAGAUUUGCAACAAUGCCUGAAAGAAAUCGUAUUCGCAUUAUGAUGGAUAUGUUUGGACAUGUCUUGGGAGAACAUGAUCCCUCAGAUGAUGAAGACUGGGGAAAUUGGAAUAAGGAUAAAGUAAAUGUAUGUAAAUCUGUGGAGAAAUUAGAACAGUCAGCAGAUAUGGGAGCUGUUUUGGUUUUGGAGUUUGAGAAGGUCACACAAGAAGAUCAAGAAAUGGAGGAAAAUUUAAUUGACACGGAACACGCAACCGAAAAAAAUAAACAAACUGAAUCUGUUGAUAAUGCGAAUGUCAGCAAAGCAAUUUUACAAACUAAACAUAAAACAGCAAAGGAAGUACCUGAAGAUGUAUUGGAAUUACCUUCUCAAGAGGAAUUAACAAAUAAUGAUGAAGGAGAGUUACGUAAAUUUAAUACAUUACAACGUGAAUUUAUGUUGCAAAAUUUAACAGAAUGGUAUAGAGAAAUUGUCAAACAAUAUAAAGAAGGUGUAAAAUUGGUAAAGGUUGCAAGAAGUGGAAAGAAGUUUAUCCGUGUUGUUAAGUUAACUGAUUCAGGUUUCUUUGAAAUAUCAUCUGUAACUUCCAAAACUGAUCGCAAAGUUCACUUAACUAGUAUAAAAGAAGUAGAUCUAGGGAUCGAAGCGUUUGAAUUCAAACAAUGUGCUAAAAUCAAUCCUCAGAAUCCCCCAAUUCCUGAACUCUCUUGUGUACUUAAUUUACCUGAUAAAAAGACUCUUUGUUUGAUGUUUACUGCAGAAGAAGCGAGGAAUUCUUUUGUAUUUAUGAUUAGAGUUUUAAAAAAGAAAUUCGAGAAUGCAAAAACAGCUUAA